AAAAAGAACUCGGAUUCCCGGCGUGCUCCGCGCGCGGCGAGGCUGCUGGUCAGGCUGAGGAGAGAGGGAGGGUGUUUUCUGAGGCGGACCAAGAUGGCGGCGGCGGGGGGCUCCGGGUCCGCCGCUGCCGCUUCUCCUUCUCCCUCGGCGCCUUCUCCUUCCCCGUCCUCCUCGGGCUCCAUGGCGGCCAACGCGGCCUCGUCCUCGUCGAACCCCCGCAAGUUCAGCGAGAAGAUCGCGCUCCAGAAGCAGCGGCAGGCCGAGGAGACGGCGGCCUUCGAGGAGGUGAUGAUGGAGCUGGGCACCACACGGUUGCAGGCCCAGAAGCUGCGCUUGGCCCACGGCCGCGGGCCCUACUGCUACGGCGGAUCCCUGCCCAACGUCAACCAGAUCGGGAGCGGCGCCCCCGAGUUCCAGAGCCCCCUGCACUCGCCCUUGGACCCCAUGCGUGGGGGCGCCCGGCACCACCGCCUGGUCAAGCAGGUCCAGCGUGACCCCCGGCGCAUGAUGUCCCCGCUGCGCCGCUACAUGCGCCAGAUCGACAGCUCUCCCUACAGCCCCGCCUAUCUCUCGCCCCCCGCAGAGCCCACCUGGAGGAGGGCCGGGCCGUGGGGCAGCUUCCCUGCCGAGAAGGGACACCUCUUCCGCCUGCCCUCGGCGCUCAACAGAACCAACUCGGACUCGGCCCUGCACACGAGCGUCAUGAACCCCAACCCGCAGGACCCCUACCUGGCCGCCUCCCAGGGGGGGCCCCCGCUGCCCAACCGCAAGGCAGGUUACCUGGAGAACGACAUGGACAGCAAAGUGUUUCUUUUCCAAGUGCCUUCCAUCGAGGAGAGCUUCCUGGACGAAGGAGGCAAGCAGCUCCUCAAGCCCUGGGACACUAAAAAGCUCUCCUCGUCUUCCGCUCGCCCGAGGUCCUGCGAGGUGCCCGGCAUACACAUCUUCCCGUCGCCUGACCAGCCGGCUCCGCUGCCGCUGCUCCCGUCCCCGCUGAACACGGGGGGCUCCCUGCCGGACCUGACCAACCUGCACUUCCCGUCCCCGCUGCCCACCGCCCUGGACCCCGAGGAGCCGCCCUUCCCCAGCCUCAGCGGAGGCAGCAGCACCGGCAACCUGGCCAGCACCUUGACCAACCUGGGCAUCAGCGGAGGCGGCGGCGGCGGCGGCGGCGGGAUGGGCCUCGGACCCCCGUACGACCCCCCAGGCCUGUGCCCGGCGCUGGGCGGCUCCCUGAGCAACCCCUGCCUGCAGUCCUCCCUGCUGGGCCGGCCCCUGCGGCCCCCCACCUCUGCCUCUUCCGCCUCCGCCUCUGCCGCGGGGGGCCCUUCCCUGGGCCCCUCUUCCUCUUCCUCGUCCUCCUCGCUGCAGGGCUCCCUGAGCAACCCCUCCUUGCGCUCCUCGCCCAGCGGGGGCUGCUCUUCCUCCUCCCCCUCCUCCUCCUCCUCGGCCUCCUCCUCGCUGCCCUCCUCCCUCAGCAGCCAGUCCUUCUCCUCCUCCUCCCUCAGCAACCCCUCGCUCUCUUCCUCCCUCAGCAACCCCUCGCUCCCCUCUUCUUCCUCUUCGCUCGGCAGCAACCCCUUACCCCCGCUGCCCCACCCCGGCCCGGACCCCAACGCUUCCUCUUCCACUUCCGCUUCCUCUUGCGCUUCCUCCCCGCGCCGCCGGGGCCCCCACCCGCCACUCAGCCCCCUGACCCUCCCUCUGAGCGCAGACGCCAGGAGGCAGCCGCCGCAGCCGCCACCGCCGCAGCACCAAAAACAGUUCUCGCCCACCAUGUCUCCCACACUCUCCUCCAUCACGCAGGGGGUGCCCUUGGACACCAGCAGGCUCCCGGCCGACCAGCGCUUGCCCCCCUACCCCUACGGCCAGGCUUCGGGCCUGCUCCUCCAGCCGGGACACAAGCCCCUCCACCAGGGCAUGGCCUCGCAACAACAACAACAACAGCGCCAGCAACAACAACAACAACAACAGCACCAGCAGCACCAGAUGGCCCACCACCAGCCCCACAUGCAACAACAACAACAACAGCACCACCAGCCGCCACCCUGCAAUUACCCCAUGCAUUACCAGCCCAACUCCAUGUUCCAGCACCAGUUCAACCAGCCGCUGGGUGACUUCGGACUGGGAAAUUUUGACCAGUAUGGCUUCAUGGACAACGUGAGCGGAGGAUUCUCCUUCAACAGCAACUUCCCGGACGACUUGGGCGCCUUCAACUGCUUCCCGGGCGACGGCUCAGGCGGGGGCGGCGGGGGCGGAGGGGGCCCCUCCGGGGGCCACGACCCCCACCUGCUCAACCGGCAGAACCUGAGCCACUGCAGCCGCCACGGCCCCAUCCCCAACAUCAUCCUCACCGGGGACUCUCCCCCGGGGAUCUCCAAGGAGAUUGCCUCGGUCUUGGCCGGGAUGCCGGGCUUCGAGAUGGCGACGGCGGCGGCCUCCUCGUCCUCGUCGUCGUGCUCCCCCCUGGCGCUGGAGGAAGACCUGCGCAUCGAGCCGCUGACGAUGGACGCCUUCAACAUGCUGAGCGACCCCUUUGCCCCGCUGACCGACACGGCCGUGGAGGACUCCUUCCGCACCGACCGCCUCCAGUGAGAGAGAGAGCGGGAGACUCCCCCUCCCCUCCCCGGAGACCCCUUCGCGAGCCGAGGAAGCAAACAAAGCCACAUCGCGUUGGCGCUGCUUUGGUGCUGCGCCCGCCGCCGCGCCAGGCUCCUUUGGGGGGCUCAGGGGGGCUCCGGACCCAAAAGAUACAGGUGCAACCCCCCCCCCUUGCCAUUUGGGCCCCUUUCUGUAUUUCUGGCGAAAUACAGCCUCUCUAGGCCUUUCCCAGGUCCUCCCAAUACAACUCUAUGGCAUCUUUGGGAUGUUUAUCAACUCCUAGGGAAAUACAGCCCCUCUAGGCUUUUCCCAGGUCCUCCCAACACAACUCUAUGGCAUCUUUGGGAUGUUUAUCAACUCCUAGGGAAAUACAGCCCCUCUAGGCUUUUCCCAGGUCCUCCCGACACAUCUCUGUGGCAUCUUUGGGAUGUUUAUCAACUCCUAGGGAAAUACAGCCCCUCUAGGCUUUUCCCAGGUCCUCCCAACACAACUCUAUGGCAUCUUUGGGAUGUUUAUUAACUCCUAGGGAAAUACAGCCUCUCUAGUCUUUUCCCAGGUCCUCCCAACACAACUCUAUGGCAUCUUUGAGAUGUUUAUCAACUCUUAGGGAAAUACAGCCUCUCUAGGCUUUUCCCAGGUCCUCCCAACACAACUCUAUGGUAUCUUUGGACUGUUUAUGUCAUAUUGUCAAAAUAAUAUCCUUUUUUAAUGACCCUCUUUUGCUAGCAAAGGGCCUCUAGCAUUUUGGGGAAGGAGGGAUGGAGGGGGAUGCAAAAAAAAAAUGUCUCCUUUCCGGGGGUCUCCUCGUCAUUCUUCUAUAUAUAAAUAUAUAUAAAUAUAUAUAUUUUUAAGCAGCCCCGCUCUGUACAUAAUUAUCCGCCCCUCCCUGGGUCACCCACCCCCCCC
Molecule: messenger RNA, 3507 nt
Organism: Anolis sagrei ordinatus
Lineage: Eukaryota; Metazoa; Chordata; Lepidosauria; Squamata; Anolidae
Source: RefSeq, a predicted model, not a curated record